Penicillium cosmopolitanum is the source of this 1383-nucleotide messenger RNA. RefSeq names its product putative peroxisomal 3-ketoacyl-coA thiolase (Kat1). Lineage: Eukaryota; Fungi; Ascomycota; Eurotiomycetes; Eurotiales; Aspergillaceae. The transcript has 8 exons. Gene Ontology annotation, cellular component: peroxisome. Gene Ontology annotation, biological process: fatty acid beta-oxidation; phenylacetate catabolic process. Gene Ontology annotation, molecular function: acetyl-CoA C-acyltransferase activity. The coding region runs from base 1 to 1383 and encodes 460 amino acids. The record is from RefSeq and is a predicted model, not a curated record.
AUGUUCCCAAUGUUCAAAUGCUCCCAGUUCGGCCCAGCUGAUUUCGGUCCGAAAUAUGUGGACUUCACAGGUCAAAUGAGCCGCGCUUCCGUCCCUCCCACUCUCCACUUCUCCAACUCUCUCAUCACACCACAUCAUGUCUUCACCACAACAACGACUGUCCUCUGUCGCAAACCAGCUGUCUCCCCCGGGACAUCUGCUGCGAAGCAACGCAUUUUGGCUAAGAAUGCCGAUGACGUGGUGAUCACCUAUCUCGCCCGAACUCCGCUCACAAAAGCUCGCAAGGGUGGAUUGAAGGAUACCACCGUUGAUAACUUGCUGAUCUCGCUGCUCACAACCGUACGCGAAAAGUCCAACGUUGACCCCAACCUCAUCGAAGAUGUCUGCGUGGGCAACUGCCUCGCCCCCGGCGCCGCAUACCUCGCCCGUUCCGCCGUGCUGGCAGCUGGAUAUCCCGCGACCGCUGCCACCUCCGUGACCAACCGCUUCUGCUCCUCGGGCCUGCUGGCCAUCCAGAACAUCGCCAACCAGAUCACCUCCGGCUCUAUCGAUGUGGGUAUCGCCGUCGGCGCAGAGAGCAUGAGCACCAAUUCCGACGAACUACCAACCCAUGGGUGGACCUCGGAGAACGUGGCGGGAGACUUCAACAUCUCGCGCGAGCAACACGAUCAGUUCGCGGCCAAGAGCUAUCAAAAGGCCGAGCACGCGCAGAAAGCGGGCUGGUUCAAUGACGAGAUCAUUCCCAUUACGACUCAGAUCAAAGAUCCCAAGACGGGCGAGGUCAAGGAUGUAGUUGUGGAUCGGGAUGAUGGUAUUCGCUACGGCACGACCGCCGAGAGCCUCGGCAAGAUUCGCGCUGCUUUCCCUCAGUGGAAGCCCAGCGCGACGACUGGCGGCAAUGCCAGUCAAAUCACCGAUGGUGCUGCGGCUCUGGUCCUGAUGAAGCGCUCCAAGGCGCAGCAGCUGGGUCUGCCCAUUAUUGGCAAGUUCUGCGGUGCCACUGUUGCGGGCCUGGAGCCGCGCAUCAUGGGCAUCGGUCCCUCUAUUGCCAUUCCCAAGAUUCUGGGCAAGUUUGGCCUGAACAAGGAUGAGAUUGAUAUCUUUGAGAUCAAUGAGGCUUUCGCCUCGAUGGUUAAGAUCAUCGCGGUCUUUCUAACUGUGUUGCAGGGUGUUUAUUGUGUUGGCAAAUUGGGUCUGGACGAGUCCAAGGUGAACCCGCGUGGAGGUGCCAUUGCUUUCGGUCAUCCUCUCGGUGCAACCGGCGCCCGGCAGGUCGUCACUGCGCUGGCCGAGUUGCGUCGCCAGGACAAGCGUGUCGCGGUGACAUCGAUGUGUGUUGGAACCGGUAUGGGAAUGGCCGGUAUCUUCGUCUCCGAGCAUUAG